CGGUUUCUGUUCGCACUUCGCUCUCCGAUACUCAUCGUAAACGUAGUUUGUAUUUAGUUGGUUUGUACACUAGACCUUUCUUGAUAUAGUUCAACCUUUGGUCAGAGGGCUCGUAGUUAGAAUGGGGAGGUAUAAUCUUGUUGUAGAGGAACGAAGAUCUUUUUCACGUACAUCGAAGUUUAUCGUUCUUGUUGUUGUGUUGGUCAUUUUAUCUACGAUUAUUGUCCUUUGUGAGGCUUUGUUGUCUUCUGGGUCUACUAAACAAGGUUUACAUUCUACACAGGAGAAUAUCACGAUAAAACUAGGAUUUAUUGCCCCACUUCACAGUGGUUUAGGAGCAACAUCUACAUUAGGCAUAGAACUAGAAACCGCAUUCAGAAUAGCAGUUGAGAUUAUUAAUGCUAAAGCCAGAGGAAGAGUCAGGCUCUCGACCGACUUCAAAAGUAUGGUCAAAGAUGGUGGACUUGACCCUUCUACAACUUGUAAAAUUGCUGCACAGCAGCUAGCCGCUGACCCAGACAUUGUUGGCGUCGUCGGUGGUCUUCGAUCGUCGUGUUCGAUCGCUUCACAUCAGUACUUCAGAGACAAUGCUAAUACCAUGACACAAAUCUCUUACGGCUCAACGUCGCCAAUGCUUUCCAACAAAAAGACUUUCCCAAAGUUCUUCAGGACUUGUGCCAGCGACGUUCAUCAAGCAUCAGCCCUAGUCGCUCUGGUUACACACUUCAACUGGAAAAGGGUAAGCACCAUUACGUCCACUGACAUUUCUGCUAAAAACUUGUCAGACCGGUUUGAAACCCAGUCAAGAAUCAAAGGAGUUCGAGUGGUAGCUUCGUCGAGGUUUUCCUCCUCGGCUCAGCCUGAUACAAUUGAAAGAAAAGUACAAUUGCUCAAAGACUCACAAACUAGAGUAAACCUUGUGAGUUCUCUACCGAAGAAUGCCCAGACAGUCUUUCAGAAAGCCAAGGAUAAGGGUAUGUCAGGGCAAGGCUGGGUAUGGAUCGGCACAGAUGGAGUAACAGCAACACCUUUGUCAAAUAAGACACACCCAGAUAUCAAGAAGAGUAUGCAGGGUGCCAUAGGAAUUGCACCAAGAUCUGGUAAUGGUGGAGUAUUUCUUCAAGUUGUCGUCCAUUGGUGGAAUAAACGUAACAUAAGAUCUAAAUACCCCGGAGUCAUCUAUGAUACGCCACUGCGAACGUCUUCUUAUGUGCCUCAAGUUUAUGACGCUGUCAACGCCUAUUACCUCGCGUUUGACCGGCUGGAAAAAGCUGGGAAAAUAGCACCAGGCGACUCACCACAAAAGCUUAGGAGCUUAGUUUUCGAUGAGCUCAAGAAAUUCAACAAUCCUGUGAAUGGCUUCGAGAGCGCUUUAGGAAUGAACACUUAUUUCGACAGCAACUUCGAUGGUCCUCCUGCCUAUGACGUCGUGAAUCUCAAGGGUAUCGUGUGGGAGAGAGUCGCUACCUGGAAUAAGUCCAUUGGUAUCGAGAAACUACCCCAAAAAAAUAUCAUUUGGCCAGGAAACACGCGUAUACCACCAACAGACAAAGGUCUUCCUGGAAAAACCACCUUUAGGAUUGGCUUCUUAGCACCAACCCUCCCAGAACUAGGAGUGCUGGCCCAGUUGGGUAAAGAAUUCCAGGCAGCGCUCAACGUAGCCGUGGACAUGAUGAAUAAAGAUUUAUCUCUGUCGGUUGAUUUUGACGUAAAAGUACAAAAGGUUGGCAAGGAUCCUGCGACUGAUUGUAAGAUUGCUGCCGGUCGGUUGGCUAACGAUGGUGUUGUUGCUGUAAUUGGUGCCUACAGAUCUGACUGUUCAGCGGCAGCCGCUAAAGUUUUUGGUUCCAGCAGCCAUCGAGUCCCACAAGUAUCCUUUGGUUCAACAUCUUCAAGACUCUCCGACAAAACAAAAUACAAGUACUUCUUCCGCACAAGCUCAUCAGAUGCCAACCAAGCUCGUGCUCUUGCCGCCCUCUUUCGCAAAUACCGCUGGCCAGAAGUAGGCAUAUUGUCCACCUCGGACGCAUAUGGAGGCGAUCUGGCUGAUGAUUUCAAGAAGGAAGUGGAAGGAAUGCCAGAUGUCCCUGUUACUGUUGCGUCGACGCAAGAGUUUCCUAUUAACGGACGCGCUAACGUUGUGAGGCCCAAGGUUGACAAGUUGAAAACCGCGGGCACCAAAGUCAACCUUAUCUCCAUGGUACGGAACGAUGCAGAAACAGUUUUCCAGCAGAUCAGAGAACUGGGGAUGACUGGUAAGGGAUGGGUGUGGCUAGCAAGCGACGGAGCAACAACAUCUACCUUCGACAAGCAGAAGGAUCUUCAGAGAGCAAUGAAAGGCAUGUUGGGCGUACAACCAAAGAAUGGUGCGGGAAGUCUGUAUUAUCGAUUUCUUGCUGCGUGGAUGGACGGGAGCCAGGGUGUCUAUCCUGGAAGACCGGAUAACUGGAUCACAGUGGGACAGUACGACCCAAAGACCAAAGACGUGACCAUCACACGUGAUCCUGUUUUCCCCGGGGGAACCACCAUACCGAUAGUCGGUGAUGGCCGACCAACCUACAAAAUCGCUGCUUUCUUUCCCAAGCACAGCGACCUCGGGUCCCUGGCCGAGCUGGGAAGAGAAUGGGAAUCUGCUUUCAAAGUGGCUGUCAGUCAGGUUAAUGCUGAUCCUAAUUUUAAAGUGGCGUUUAGUUAUAUCCUGGUGGAUGGUGGUCCCAGUACUGUGACGUGUGACAAAGCUGCCAAGGAUCUUCCAGAUGACAUCGACCUGAUCUUGGGCGAGGCAAGGUCCACGUGUUCUAUCGCUAUCUCCAAGGCAACCAGAUCACGUAAGAUCCCCCAGAUGUCAUAUGCCUCGACUUCAUCCAAACUGUCCGAUAAACAAGCCUACCCGUACUUCUUCCGCACGUGCGCAGCUGACGACCACCAGGCCAUGGCCCUUGCAAAGCUUGUCGGGAGAUAUGGGUGGGAGAGGAUUGGAACCAUUGCCACAACAGAUGAUUAUGCUGAAGAUUUGGCAAGAAAAUUCGCACUGGAUUUGCGUAGAACUGGAGUUGAGAUCACCGCGGAGGAGAGAUUCAAUAUGCACACUAAACACUCCGUUAGCGAAGAGAUUAACGAUCUGAAGUCUAGUGGAGCAGCAGUAAAUCUGAUCAGCUCGGUGACUGACGACGCAGAAAAGGUCUUUCAAGAAGCCAUUGAACAGGGCAUGACGGGUAAAAAGUGGGCGUGGCUCGGAACAGACGGCUCAACGUCAUCAACAUUUAUCAAUACGCCAAACCUUAAGCAUGCAAUGCAAGGCAUGGUGGGUACCAGACCCAAGGCUGGCGACGGCCAGAUCUACCGAGAGCUCUUGAAGAACUGGGCCGAGAAAGAUGCCAUUCUAUAUCCAGGACUUAUUCAUUCGUCACGUGUUCAAGAGACGUCAGCCUAUGUUGCUCAAGUACAAGAUGCUGUUCUGGCCUUCGCUAACGCGUUGACAAGAUUACACGAAGCCAAGACCGUUACCAAGCUCACGCCACGUCCCACAAUGCAACGCGAACUGAUAGGAGAACUCAAGAAGAUGAAAGACGCUGAAACUGGCUUCGACAGCGCAGUAGGAACUAAAGCGUUUUUCGACUCGAACCAAGAUGGACUGGCGGAGUAUGAUCUGGUUAACCUAAAUGGAAACUCAUGGAUACUGGUUGGGAGCUACACACCUUCCAAGGGUUUGAGUAUCCGACGAAAGAUUGUCUGGCCUGGAGGUAGACUAACACCGCCAUCCUCGAGGCAACCCAAAGACUCGACGACGUCAUCAGAAAAGGUCCAGAAAUCCUCGGUCAGCUCAUCAGGCCUGGCUGCUAUGGGAGCUGUUUUUGGUAUACUGGCUGUUGCUUUAACAGGCUUCAUCGUUUUCUUAAUCCACCGUGAAAGAAGAGGAAAGCCAUCAUUUGGACCGAACGGCUUCAGACGAGCUAAUGGGACAGUAACUUCUCCAGUCAACAACAUCAGCGACGCGAUGGACGGAGCAGCGGCUGUCCUCAAUCAUGGUGUUAUAAGAUCAGAAGAAAAAGCAGUACCUGUCUGACAAUCAAAGAAAAAACCUUYGAGGCGAAGAAAAAGUAAACAAUUCAAAAUAAAGCAAGUUGGAAGCCAAGAUUGAUCUUUUAUGUGGAUAUUUAUUACUGAGGCAAGAAGAAAGAAAACCACAGCCAGCCCAACACMGACUGCGGACUGUAUAUUUUGUAUUUAUAUAACUCGUGUGUGCUGAGCAGGACCUUUACUUGGCUGGUUGAUCGGUUGGGAAGGCGGGUAUGUUAAAGGGGCGAGAUAUAGUAUGUGACUAAUUGAGUGCUUGAAUUACUUUGCAAAAGUAGUUUAAUUUGGGGCAAGCUAAAUUUGAUUUGGUCACCCUGUGUUUUGCCAUGGGCAUGGUUUCUAUAGUAACCAGGCCAGGCAUUUAAUGCUCAAGAGCUCUCAAAUGCCUCGGUAGGGUGACCAAAAUGAGUCUUAACUUACCCCGUAAAUGGAACUUAAAAUACUGGGUCGAGUUGAAUUUGCAAUGUAUUUUGAGACUGUUUUAGGGGUAGAAAUAGACGCCAUCUUGAAAACAUGUAUUCUACUGAAACAGUUGUGCAAUGCMCUUCUAUGCCAACAGGAUCCAGUUUUGUUAGCAAUUGAUCUUGGCCUUAGAAAGCAGGGAUAUGAAUUAGAUAGAUGACAAUUUUCAUAAAAAGAAAAAAAAAAGGUUUACGCUAGCUGGUAUAAAACAAUAUUAAAUUGAAAAUCCAUUUCACACAAAUAGAUUCGUUAACUUAUAAAUCAAUCAUUCUUUCAUCGCUGAAGGAAUUACCGACGUUUUAGUUAAUGCUCCCUUUUUACUAAACUGCUAAAAACCUAGGGCUCAGAAGAAUUACAAACUUUUGGGGAGGGGUGGGUGGAUAAAUUGCUCUUAGUUUUGUAAGAGUUAAGCUACCACGUGACUCUUGUGGGCGUUACCAUGGUUACUUAAAAUCAUUUCCCGCCACAAGUUAAAAUGAAAUUUCUGUAUGUAUGUAUGUUUCGUUAUGCUGCUAUGAACAUUUUAUAAACGCAGAAGAGUUUUUUUUACUAGAAAAUUUGCAGGUUUUGAAAUUAGAUUUUAAUAAUACUACUUUUAGAUAUAAAGAUGUAGAUUGUAAAUAGGCAGAAAUAAGAUAGAAAUAAAUGAAUAAGACAAAGCA
Actinia tenebrosa (Australian red waratah sea anemone) is the source of this 5201-nucleotide messenger RNA. RefSeq lists its product as uncharacterized. Gene Ontology annotation, biological process: G protein-coupled receptor signaling pathway. NCBI's taxonomy places the organism in Eukaryota, Metazoa, Cnidaria, Anthozoa, Actiniaria, Actiniidae. Gene Ontology annotation, molecular function: G protein-coupled receptor activity. Gene Ontology annotation, cellular component: membrane. The record is from RefSeq and is a predicted model, not a curated record.